Molecule: messenger RNA, 4053 nt
Organism: Mizuhopecten yessoensis (Yesso scallop)
Lineage: Eukaryota; Metazoa; Mollusca; Bivalvia; Pectinida; Pectinidae
Product: cartilage matrix protein-like
Exons: 7
Coding region: 47-1885 (612 amino acids)
Source: RefSeq, a predicted model, not a curated record
UAGAAGUAUUGGGUUGUUCCAAAGACUGACAGAUUUAGCUGUGAGGAUGUCUGCGUUUAUACUUUUAAUACUGCUGUUUGGUAUGUCUGCCGGUGAUACAGCUACAAUGUGUACUCCUCCUCCGUCCGAUAUUGUCUUCAUCUUGGAUUCGUCCUCCAGUAUCUGGCCGGAGGAUUUCGUUCGAGAACUUCAGUUUGUGGAAAACAUUGCGAACACAUUUGACAUAGGACUCCAGGAAAAUCAAACACGAAUCGGGAUUUUAUCUUUUAGUCACAAAUUGAAGAUUGAACUUCAUUUAAAAGACAGCCACAACAAGCCUGACGUCAUAUCCGCCAUACGACGCGUGCGCCACCUUACUGGAGGUAGUAGUACGGCAAAGGCGCUCUGGGCAGUGAAAACGCGCAUGUUCCUUCGCAAAAACGGCGCCAGAGACAAAGUGAGGAAAAUCGCCGUUGUAAUCACAGAUGGUAUGAGCCACAGUAAAUCUGCGACAAAAAAGGCUGCCGAGACAGUCCGAGACUUCGGUGUAACCAUCUUUGCAGUAGGUGUCGGACGGGACACCAUAGAGGCGGAACUACAAAGCAUUGCAAGUGAACCUGCCGCAAACUUCGUCUUCCUUGUCCACGGGUUCCAGCUGUUACCGAAAAUACAGAAAAGCUUGUUAUAUCAGGCGUGCAAUGUGACUCUUCACCUUGACCAGCAUAUCACAGACUCGCCUAUUCCUGGGGACACGUUACAAGCGGACAGUACCAACGUCAUUGAUAAUUGCGGCGGUAAACCGGCAGAUGUUUAUUUUCUCCUCGACUCAUCAAGUAGUAUCCGGAAAUCAGACAACCAGAAACAGAUCGAAUUUGUCAAGGAUGUGGUCGCCAUGUUCGACAUCGGGGAAAACAAAACACGUAUUGGAAUUUCGACAUUUAGUCAUAGAUAUAAACAGGAAUUCAGCUUCCAAUCUCAUUACAACAAAAACGAUCUGCUCGAUGCAAUCAACAAAAUAUCGUACCUGAGAGGCGGAACUGAUACUGCGUCAGCAUUACGUAACAUCCGGCUUCAAGUGUUCACACCAGGUGUCGCUCGUCAAUAUGUGGCUCAUGUGUUGGUGGUCAUCACGGAUGGUUAUUCGAGAUCUCCAAAGUCUACUGAGGUCGAGGCUGCCCUGCUCCAUCAAAUGGGUGUUCACGUGUUCGCCAUUGGUGUAACAGAGGACGUCGACGUCAAAGAACUGAAACAUAUUGCAAGUGAUCCAGGGAAUGAUGUUCAGAGUUUCAUAUUCACCGUGUCCAACUUUGAUGCCCUGGAGACUAUCAAAGAUGUGCUGGCGAUUCGGGCUUGCAACGUGGUGGACCUCGAAUCAGUUUGCACAAAGGACAACGACACUGACGCUAUUUUUCUGCUAGAUGUUGCAUCUCUUGGUUCCAAGGUCUCCCUUGGUAUCAUUGAACGUAUCAACUCUGUGACCUUGAACGUACAACUCAAGACCAAUUUACAAUUCGGGUUUUUUGUCAGUCAAUGUUCUAACAUCCAAGACAAGGAGCUGUCCUCUGGUUCAACAGUGACGAAACAAACAUCUAGAUAUUCUGGAUUCGUAGGGCUGGUUAAAAAGGCCAGACGGACAGGAUUCUCAGUUGGACAUGGAGGACGACCGAAGGCAAGGCAGAUUUUGUUUGCGUUUCUCGACACCGCGCUCACACCGGAAGCAGAAAUUGAAAUAAAGAUGGCGCGCGAGAUCGGAAUCGAUUUCAUCUUUAUUGUCAUUGGAGAUGAAACAGAUACCAAACGUGUAAAGCCUUACGUGAAAGGAGAGCAGUAUAUCUUAAAGUAUGAUACAAACCGGCCCGGACUGUUUGAAGAGUCUAUUGGUGACAUGUUAUGCAAGGGAAUAUAAAACACCUCGCAAUCUUGGUGUCAACACGUUAUUAUGAUUAGUUUGUAUCAACUAGCGUAAAAGCUGAAGGGGGAAAAAUAUUAUCUUUUGUAUGUUACUUAUUUUGAAUCGGGAUAAUCAUGAUAUUUUUUGUUUAUCUGGACCAAGGAACUUGAAGUAGGGACUGACAUGCAUUUCUCCUGAAGUUUUCGAGAGGACGGUCUUUGUGUGUCAGCUAACUGAUAGUGUAUGUCUAACGUGUGCUCUCGAGGAGACAUUCCAGCAACAGUUUGACGAUUGAAAUGUUAGUUCAAUCAGUUCAAUGUUUUUGAACGUUCUGUAUGUUAUCAUGUUUCAACAAAGUACACAAUAGUAUAAUUAUGAGGUUUAUCUAGUGGGGAUAGUGACAAAAACUGUUAUAGAAUGCGACCGACAUCCCUUUAAAUUCAAAGGAAGCGAAAGUUCGAUAUCGAUAUCAGGGAAACAAAAUACAACGAUUUGUCGAAGUACAGAGGUACGAUUACUGAAGUAAGUAUACUGCAAAACUAAAGUACCAAUGCCCUGUAGACAACCUGAUCUAUAUUGUGUGUGGUCGGUUUAGACGACAUGUUUUCUUAAUUCAGGAGCGUUCUGAAAUACGCAACAUAUUCAUUAACAGUAAGCAUUAAUCUAGGUGUUUGUAUAGGGUUUAUGAUGAGUCGCAGUAAUCCGAAAACAAUAAAACCUAUUAGUAUAUAUACUUUGUAUUUUUUUUUUUUAAACUACUACGGUUUGGCAUUUUCAUGUUCAAUUCCAGCGGACAUUCAUUAAUGGAAACGCUUGCUAAUCAAGACAAUCAAAAAAACAGACGCUUGCUAAUCCGGACACUCAUUAAUACGGACGCUUGCUAAUCCGGACAAUCAUUAAUACAAACUCUUGCUAAUUAUUCGACUUUUUUUUUCAUACGGACGCUUGCUAAUCCGGACAUUUAUACAUAUGGACGCUUGCUUAUCCGGAUACUCAUUUAUACGGCGCUUGCCGAUUAUACACUCAUUAAUAUGGACGCUCACUUAUCUGGACACUCAUUAAUACGGACUCUUGCCAAUUCGGACAAUCAUUAAUGCAAACUCUUGUUAAUUUGGACAUUUGUUUUCAUACUGACGCUUAUUUAUUCGGACAUUUUAACAUAGGGACGCUUGCUUAUCGGGAGAUUCAUAUUUCGGACGCUUGCUAAUCCGGACGAUCAUUAACAUACUGACGCUUGCUAAUCCGGACAUUUAUUUCCAGGGACACUUGCUAACCGGAGAUUCAUUAUUACGGACGCUUGCUUAUCCGGACACUCAUUAAUAUGGACGCGCGCUAACCUUGACACUCAUUAAUAUGGACGCUUGCUAAUCCGGGCACAUAUUAAUAUAGACGCUCGCUAAUCUUGACACUCAUUUAUACGGACGCUCGCUAAUCCGAACAAUCAUUAAUAUGGACGCUUGCUGAUCCGGAAACUCAUUUAUAUUAUAUUUACGUAUUUUUUGAAGUCAAUCACUUUACGUCAGUCAUAAUUCAGAGAUGCGAAGUUUGUGAACAAUUUGUUAUUCCGAAAUGAAUUUAUUCCUAUCUAUAUAUUUUAUAAAGUUUCAUUAUUUCAAUGAUGCAUUUAAUAUCUCUGAUACAUUAAGUAUUCUAUGUUAUGCGGGGAAGGGAAGUCGGGAGGUGGUAUACCGUGAUAUUCAGGUUGUCUGUAUGUCCGUCUAUCUGUCCUUACCAUUCUUCCUUAAAAGGUGUAAAUGUACUGACUGUAGCGAAACUACAAAAGUGUGUUAUUAUGGUAUGUUGUAUUGUGGAGGGGUAUUUGCUACUAUCAUAGUAUAUAAGGGUCACGCAGGGGUCAUAUACGAAACUUCUGGAAAUAAGAUAACAUUUCUGACUCAUAUCAAAAGUGAAAACAUACAUUUAGGGCUCAGCAGGCGUUAUUAAACUUCAAUGAUUUAUUUUUCGGUUCCUUUUUGCCAUCCAAUGAAUUUAUUUUAUGAAGCUUGAAAAACCGAGUAUUCGUACUGUACUGCCCACUGAUAAUUCUAGUCGUUCGUGUGUAUCGUUCUUGUUUACUUGCUUGUAUCCAACAACUAAAUUACCACAAUAUGUUGUGUGUAUAGAUCUGUUUGUAAAACUGAUGUAAAUAUUUACCUGCGUUAUUUCAUGUCAGCUAGAAUAAA